This is a messenger RNA of Pollicipes pollicipes, 770 nucleotides long. Its product is annotated as tRNA-specific adenosine deaminase 2-like. Gene Ontology annotation, biological process: tRNA wobble adenosine to inosine editing. The record is from RefSeq and is a predicted model, not a curated record. The transcript has a single exon. Bases 199 to 666 code for a protein of 155 amino acids. NCBI's taxonomy places the organism in Eukaryota, Metazoa, Arthropoda, Thecostraca, Pollicipedomorpha, Pollicipedidae. Gene Ontology annotation, molecular function: tRNA-specific adenosine-34 deaminase activity. Gene Ontology annotation, cellular component: nucleus; cytoplasm.
GGCACCGGCCAGGGUGGUGGCGCCGCCCCGCACGGGGACGACGCUACAGAGAGUGUUGGUGACCUCGCCCGGGGUUGUGACGGCGACCCACCGGGAGGUGACGCCGCGAGGCAUGCUGAGUACGCCUGCCCGGCGGCGGGCAACGCGGCGCUGACGGGGGAGGACGUCACACUGGACGAUGCCGCCAGGCGGCGCCACAUGGACGCGGCGUUCGCGGCGGCGCGCGAGGCGCUCCGCCAUCAGGAGGUGCCCGUCGGCUGUGUGAUGGUGCGCGCCGGCCGCGUGCUGGCCACGGGCCGCAACACCGUCAACGCCACCAAGAACGCCACGCGCCACGCCGAACUCAACUGCGUGGAUGCCAUCUAUCGGCAGUGCGGAGCGGCUGGCGUGCCGGCAGCGGCCGUGUGGGGCGCCACGGACGUGUUCGUGACUGUGGAGCCGUGUGUGAUGUGCGCGGCGGCGCUGGUCCAGCUGGGCGUGCGCUCUGUGAGGUACGGCUGCGCCAACCAGCGGUUCGGCGGCUGCGGCUCCGUGCUGAGCGUGCCCGGCCGGCUGCUACCCACGGACGCCACGUUCGUCCAGGACGCCGAGCGAGUGGACGAGGCGAUCGCCCUGCUCAAGGAGUUCUACAAGGGCGACAACCCGAACGCGCCGCGUGCGGAGUGAGGGGUUCGGCGAGUGCAUUGAUGCGUUUUGCCUGGGGCAGUGCACAUCGUGGCUAAACUGGCACAUGUCGCUGCCAACCUAGCGUUCAUUUGAGUGGCCGGUUU